Messenger RNA from Homalodisca vitripennis (glassy-winged sharpshooter), 2404 nucleotides. RefSeq names its product protein ECT2-like. Lineage: Eukaryota; Metazoa; Arthropoda; Insecta; Hemiptera; Cicadellidae. The transcript is spliced from 15 exons. Gene Ontology annotation, molecular function: GTPase activator activity; guanyl-nucleotide exchange factor activity. The coding region runs from base 52 to 2298 and encodes 748 amino acids. The record is from RefSeq and is a predicted model, not a curated record. Gene Ontology annotation, cellular component: cell cortex; nucleus. Gene Ontology annotation, biological process: nervous system development; mitotic cytokinesis; activation of GTPase activity.
UGCAGUUCUAAGCAAGUUUGGGCUGAACUCAGUCAGUCCUUCAUUGAUAAAAUGGCUAUGCUACUUCAUAGACGUUUUAAACAAGUUCCAGAGAUCUACCCCAAGCAAAUAUGUUUUAUAGGAGAAAAUCUAGAAGAAGAACUGGAAUAUUUGAAGGUAUUCAAUCUGCCAGUUCUGGAGGUUGAACUAAACAACAACAAGUUUCAUCCUGAAUCUUGUACAAUAUAUGUACUGGAUGAUUUUGAAGACAACCCACUGCUAGACAGUCUAAACAGUGUACCUCAUACCUGGGUUUUGGGAACUACAGCACUUGAAGAGAUGUGUAUGGAUGCUGAGUUGGAGAUUAGAUCGCAACCAACAUUUUGCACAUCAAUGUACGGCCUGUGCUUCUACAUCAAUUGCCCAGGAAAAGUUCCACUUAUGAAAGAGAUAGUAUGCCUGAUUAAGUGGAUGGGUGGAAGGUUUGUGAAGGAACCCAAUGGUCUCACUACCCACAUGGUUACUGACUCCACCUUAGCCAAGGGCUAUGAAUACUGUUUCACUUUUCGGGUCCCAAUAAUGACCCCUGACUGGAUAAAGUACUGCUGGACAAAUAGAUAUGUCGCUGGAUUUAAAGCCUUGCAUCACCAGGAUGGUUACGAGAUUAAACCGUUUGCAGCUUUGUCAAUUAGUCUCAAAGGAUUUACAUCAGGUUUUUUAAAGGUUUUGGAGUGUUCCAUUCAAAACAAUGGAGGAGAAGUAGUACCCUCUUCUGACAUUAAUUGCACACACCUGGUCCUUGAGAGCAAUAGUGCCAAUGACGUACGUUUCGGAGAUAUACCACCUCACAUACCGUUUGUUGUGAGUUCUGAUUGGUUAUAUUCAUGCCUUGAACAAGAGCAGCGUGCGUAUGAAGAAUUCUUCACCUGCUUAUGUGUCAAUACUCUGGAUGAAAUAGAGUUGGAAGAGGGAGAUGAAACCAUUUCAUCAUCCACUUGUGAAGAAUCGGACAAAUCAAAUAGUCUAAAUGAUAUAACGUCCACAUCGAUUGGAAGUUCCUCAAAUGUUGCAGAUUACAAACGACAGGAUACGAAAAGGAAGUUUGCUUUUGAAGAAUUGUGUCAAACUGAACAGAAUUACACUCAGUGCUUGAGGAGUUUACUUGAAAUUAAAUUUCGGGCAUCAAAAGCAUCAAAGUGUCCUAUCCUUGAUCCAGCUGAGGAAAACCUAAUUUUUAGUAAUAUAGGAGACCUUAUAGAGCUUCAUGAAGCAAUAUAUACUGAACUACAGAAAUUAAAAGAUGAUUGGAAAAAUGAAGCGCAGAUAGGAAAUAUCUUCAUAAAGAUGGACAAAUAUUUAAAAAAGCACUAUGUGACUUACACAAACGGUUUUAAAGCAAGGAAGGAGUAUUUGAAACAGUGUGUAACCAAUAAUGCUCGCUUUCGAGAACUCUUGGAAUCCAUGUGUAUGACAAAAGAACGUAGAGAAGAUUUGUAUAUUCGCCCCAUCCAGCGGUUAUGUAGCGUUGAUUUACUUCUUCAAGAAAUAAGAAAAAACACAAGAGAUGACAAUCCAGAUAAGGAAUCGCUCAAUGAGGCACUCCAAGUUAUAAGAAAUGUUUUAAAACUUAUGGACAAUGACAGAGCUCGAUACAAAAAUUAUGAAUAUCUGUUUUGUAUCCAUGACUUCAUUGAAAACUGCCCAGUGGACUUAGUAAACUCAAACAGAGACUUCAUUGUAGAGUUUUCGGCUCAAGAAAUUGUCAACAAAAAGCACACUUUGGGAGCUGAUGUUGAGUUUUUUCUAUUCAGUGAUAUUCUUGAGAUAACCAAACCAAGAUCGACGACUUUUGGUCUCUGGACAGAUGAUGGUUCAGUGAAACGUAAUAAAUCUAAACCGUUCAAACACAUUGCUAUGCUUUCCCUGUCUAUUGUGCUGCAUGUUGUAAGAUUUCAAGAUAGUACAGAUGCAAACAGUUUAUUUGGAUUUCUUGUACGAGAUGUAAACAACGAAAAGAAAACAAAAUUUUACUGUUUUAAAUACACAGAUGAAGAAAACAUAGAUGAGGUUAUUCUGAAAAUCGCUAAGCUGCUGUGUUCACAAAGGGACAGUUCCAAGACACCUGAGGAUUUCAUUUUAGAAUCACCCUCUAAGGGAAGACUCAGUAUUGAUCCCAUUUACCCCCAAAAAGAAAACACUUUAGCAAUGGGAGUAGUAAAAAAAGCUUCUAAUUUUGUGAAUAAUUUGAUAGGAAGAGGCAGCAAACCGAGACAAAAACUCAGAAGAUCUAAAAGCUGCAGUGAUAUUUUUCAUUUCUAGGCAAAUGAACUGUAGUGAUGGCAUGCAUGAUAAACAUAUUAAUGUUAAUAUUUUAAAGUUUAUUUUAUUCAUAAGUGUUGUAAAUUAAAUCUUUUUGCAAGAUCAA